AUGAUUUUAUCCAGGAGGUGUCCCACGACGCUGCUAGUGUCUUUCGGCUGCAGUAUGCUGUUUUUGUUGUUGCAAACUCUCGUUACAGUGCAGAGUCAUGCCCUGCCGGAGACAGUCGAGCGAAAGUUCGAAACCGAUGGCGGUCUGAAUUUGGUGGAAGCCCCUGCCUUGGCCCUGCAGCAACCAAGUGACAGUGAAACCGCCCCCCAACUCAGUGCCAGCAGCCGGUCACAACCGCGGGCGCGACAACUAGAUCUAGAUCGAAUGGAUUCGUUGUCGCAGCCGAGUGCAAGUGAAAUUAUCAGGAGUAAGCGGUGGAAGUUGCAGAAAAUUACCCCACCGGGACGGAGUCGCAUCAAUAAUCGGUCGAUGACCGCAUUUAACGAGAUGGAUAGCGGCGAGUACAGUGACGAUCAGAACCUGGAGCAGCAGCAUCAGUACCACCACCAGCCGGCUACCAGGCACUGGAGUACGGCGCUGCAGGUGCACCGGAGUUUGGACACCGCGAACGACGAGGACGACCAAGAGGAGUCAAGGAUGAUUGAGGAAGCACGGUUCAAGAAGAAGAAGAAGAAGAAGGAGGAGGACGAGUAUCUGCUGGAGGCUCUGCUGGUAGAUGAGCUAUCGGCCUCGCUGGAAGAUGACGACGAUAUCGACGCCAACCCGGAGGCUCGUUUCAAGAAGAAGAAGAAGUACCACCUGAAGCACAAGUACAAAAAAUUCCUGCUCCCGCUGCUGUUGGCCUACAAGCUCAAGUUCAUGAUGCUGUUCCCGGCCAUAAUCGGUGGGCUGGCGCUGCUGGUCAAGGCUGCCGGUUUGGCUGGAUUCUUCUUUGCGCUGUUCGCCUCGGUCGUGAGCUUGCAGAAAUCCCACUAG
This is a messenger RNA of Ochlerotatus camptorhynchus, 876 nucleotides long. RefSeq lists its product as uncharacterized. Lineage: Eukaryota; Metazoa; Arthropoda; Insecta; Diptera; Culicidae. The record is from RefSeq and is a predicted model, not a curated record. The transcript has 2 exons. Bases 1 to 876 code for a protein of 291 amino acids.